Molecule: messenger RNA, 585 nt
Organism: Laccaria bicolor S238N-H82
Lineage: Eukaryota; Fungi; Basidiomycota; Agaricomycetes; Agaricales; Hydnangiaceae
Exons: 4
Coding region: 1-585 (194 amino acids)
Source: RefSeq, a predicted model, not a curated record
AUGGUUGUUGUCAUCAGGGUGCAAAGGUCGUUGGGGGCGGGUCACCAGAGGAGGUGGUGGUUGGUGGUGGCAGGUGGUAGUUACGCAGUGGAGCUACACAAAGGUGAAGACAAGGCAGAGGAAGGAGCUGGGUGGGGAGACUCAGAGAGUGUGAAGUUCAAGGAAAAGUUCCUAAGUUCAAAACUUUCCAAAUUCGGAUGUUCAACAUGUCGCGUGAUUGGUACUCACACAGAUCUGUGGAGUCAAAAAUAUUGUGAUGCACGUGGCACAAUUUAUCCAGAGAUCAAAAUUAUGGUGGUGUGGUGCCAGAUCCAUCACUCCGGCCACACUCCGCCACGCGAUCACGAUGUGCCACACAUUUGUGAUUUUCCUGAUUCAUCUACUCUCCAUCAAGGCCAACGGAAUCCCAGGAGAGGUGUGACUAUCAACAUUUGUAUCUUCAGAAUCAAGUUUCUUAUUCAAGACCAGGUCAAGGUGUGCAACGGCAUAGGGACAAUCAAUUCGAGUCAAUCAUAUGGUUUCUCAGGACAACAGCUCAGUGAUCGAUUGAGUCCUCAGUUCAGACUGUUCAGAAGUUACAGCUGA